UAAAAUAUUAACAAUUAAAACGGUAUUCAGUGAAUGUUUAGUCCAGUGCCCGAUUGGUUUCAAAAUGAGUUUUUUAAAGUCCGUUGAAGACAGCAGCACAACCGUAUUGCGUGCCUUAUUGGCUCAGUAUAAAAGUAAUCCACAACAAUACGACCUGGAGGAGACCGAUAUCUAUGGCAAUACGCCACUUUUGAAGGCCUGCUAUUUGGGGCGACGUGAUCAUGUGGAUUUGCUGCUAAAACGCGGUGCGAAUUUGAAAGCAAUUAAUUAUUUAGGCCAAAAUGCGCUAACGCUGGCCACUUAUUGCGGCAGUUUGGAUGUUGUGCGUUUGCUCUUGCGAUUUCGCUCCUAUACGGAUUUCAAUAAAUCCUCCAUAGUACCGGCCUUAUGUGUGGCCUGUCUGCGUCGAAAUCAAACGCUCAUCAACUAUUUUAGACGUUUUCCAAGCUCGGAGGAAGAACUGACCACCGCACACGGCAUGACUCCAGCUCAGAUUAGCGAGUGCGUGGAGGUCUGUGAUAAAGUAUACGGUAGGCAAAAUAGUCAAGGCGCAUCUAGCAGUGGCGCAGCUUAUAGGAUGCGUUAAAAUUGUAUUGCUUUAAAAAUCCCAAAAUAAUAAUUAUUUAAUUUACCAAUAUAAAGUAUAUAUAAUUCCUAACAUAUUGUUCUCUAAAUACUAAGAUUUUAAAAUGUUUUA
Molecule: messenger RNA, 697 nt
Organism: Bactrocera latifrons
Lineage: Eukaryota; Metazoa; Arthropoda; Insecta; Diptera; Tephritidae
Product: DNA replication inhibitor plutonium
Exons: 4
Coding region: 65-586 (173 amino acids)
Molecular function (GO): protein binding
Source: RefSeq, a predicted model, not a curated record